UCCUUAAUCCAGGAUUACAUGGAGGCCACCAAAAAAAGGAACGCAGCACCCUCAGGGCCAGGGGUUGAGGGCCCCAUCAAACAGAGGAGGCUGGAGGAGACAAAAGCCUCCCAGAAGUCGAUGGACCUGGCUGUGGUUAACUUCAUAGUGGAUGGCUUGCACUCUUUUGGAGUCGUAGAACAACCAGCAUUCAUUAAGCUAUUGCAAAAUCCUUCUUCCAACUACAGUGUCAUGUCGAGAACAACACUACGCAAUUAAAUCGAAAAACAUGCCAAAAUGAUGAAGGAAUCUGUGAAGAAUACAAUGCAACAGAUUGAGUACAUAGCCACGACUACGGACUGUUGGACAGCCCACAGACAGAGUUUUCUGGGCGUCACUGCCCACUGGCUUGACCCAGAAAGUCUUCAGAGGCAGUCUGCUGCGCUAGCGUGCAGAAGACUUAAAGGCUCUCACACCCAUGACUUGUUAGCAAGUUCCCUAGAUGAGAUACAUACAGAGUAUAGCAUUCGAGGGAAGAUUGUGAGGACCACUACAGAUAAUGCCUCAAACUUUGUAAAGGCCUUCAGAGUUUUUGCAUCUGAGAAUGAAAAUGCUGUCGACAGUGAGGAAGAUGAUGAGGAUCCAGAAGAGGACACCGAAGCUGUAGACGUUGAGGCACUGUUGGAGGAAGAAGAUGAUUCCUUCCAAUAUCAACUUCCCAAGCAUCACCGCUGCACCUGUCAUCUAAUUAAUUUGAUCGCCACGGUUGAUGCAAAAAAAGCAGAAACGAAUAUUGGGUACCGAAAUAUCUGCCGUUCAGCGUUUGCCAAAUGCUUUGGCUUAUGGAACAAGAGUGCCCGUUCAGCUACUGCUGCAGAAAUCAUCGAAAAGGAGUGCAAACUCCAACUGAUUCAUCCUGUGGAGACAAGGUGGAACUCCUACUUCUUAGCUGUGGAGAGGGUUCUGAGAAUCGUCAGAGAAAGUGGUGAAGGUGCCAUCAGAGCCGUUACCAUCGCUCUUAAAGUCCCCAUGUUCAGCCCUGCCGAGCUUGAAUUCCUUGCCGAGUAUGCUGCCGUCAUGAGCCCAGUCUCUAACGCAUUAAACAUCCUUCAGGGAGAGGCUAUCCACAUGGGAUGGCUGGUGCCAACCAUAACGAUUCUGACUGAGAAAUUGAACAGACUUCAAGCUUCAAGCAAGUUCUGUCAACCACUGGUCGUGACCCUGCAAGACGGAAUACAGCGGAGAUUCAGUGAUAUGCUUGCUGACCCUGAGCUCAUUGCAGCUUCAAUCCUGCUUCCAAAGUUUCGCAGUUCAUGGACCAGAAAUGAGGACUUGCUGAAGUUGGGCAUGGACUACAUAAAGACACACAUGGAGAGUUACACAGCUACAUCCACACCUAACCUUUCGGGGUCAGAUGAGGUCGACGACUUCUGUUUUUCGAUGGGAAAUGCAUCAGAGACAACUCAUCAGCUCGAUGUUUAUAUGGCCAGCUCGGUUACAUCAAUGGACAUUCUGAAGUCAGUGCCUGCACUUCUUAAGUUAUCACUCAAACUUAACACACCCUUGCCUGCAUCUGCAGCCUGCGAGCGACUUUUUAGUACUGCAGGACACAUUUUCUCUGCAAAGAGAGGCAGGCUUAGCUCAAAGAAUUUUGAGAACCAACUGCUGUUAAAAUUAAACAAAACACACUGGUAAAGUAGGCAGCAUUUUGGUAUUUGGU
Molecule: messenger RNA, 1699 nt
Organism: Neoarius graeffei (lesser salmon catfish)
Lineage: Eukaryota; Metazoa; Chordata; Actinopteri; Siluriformes; Ariidae
Exons: 4
Coding region: 277-1674 (465 amino acids)
Source: RefSeq, a predicted model, not a curated record